AUGGCGUCGCCUCUCAGAGCCACUGCCAGCAGCGGGCGUCUCCAGCAGCGGUCGCCAACGACGCACGCCGUCGUGCCUCUCGACCAGCCGCUGCUGCCCUUCCGCCUAUCGUCUCCGCUCGACUCCACCGCGUCAGUGCGCGCCGAUGACUCGACGGCGUCGCUACGAACAGCGAUAGAUGACGAACGUCUGUCGCUCGAAGACCACGUGUCGCGCGAGGUGGAAGAAGGGCGGUGGAAUCGCGCACACGCGUCGCCUACGAUCCGCCCAUCCCCGCCGUCCGUCCCCGCCCGCCUGCCAUCCUCGCAAUCCCGCUGGCCGCCACACCGCCUUCCCGCUCGCCCCGCGUUCCUCGCCCUCGUCGCCCUCCUCGCCGCGCUGCUCGCUGGCGGCUCGCUGCUGCUCUCGCGGUCACCGCUGCCGCCGCUGAGCGACCUGCUUGCGACCACCGGCGACACAGGCGACAGGCCCCCAGACGACACAGUGAGAUCUGACCUGCAGGCGCAGAAUGGGAGGGCGGGUGAUGGGCUGGCAGCUAGUGCGAUGGAAGGCGGUGAGGAGGGCGGGGCCAGCGAGGAUGGCGCGGAGAGAGUAGAAGCGGAGGAGACGAGGCAGAGGGAUGAGGAGGGGGACGCUGGCGCAAGAGGGGAGGCGGAUGAGGUGGUGCGCGGAAAGGAGGGCGUGGGCGGAAAGGAGGGUGUGGGCGGAAAGGAGGGUGUGGGCGGAAAGGAGGGUGUGGGCGGAAAGGAGGGUGUGGGCGGAAAGGAGGGUGUGGGCGGAAAGGAGGGUGUGGGCGGAAAGGAGGGUGUGGGCGGAAAGGUGGGUGUGGGCGGAAAGGUGGGUGUGGGCGGAAAGGAGGGCGUGGGCGGUGGCGAGGGGGUGGGGAGAACGGAGAAAGCCGGAAUGGCAGGGGUGGACGAGAAGGUAAGCAGGCGGAGCAGCACGAGCGGUGGGAGCAGUGGUGGGAGAGACAAGGAGCGAGUAAGGGAGGCAGGAGGACAGGAGGGUCGCGAGGGGGAUGAGGAGAGCAAAACAAAGAGGAGCAAGGAGAGGCGAGGGGAGAAGCUGACGGGUAGGAGGCGAGACGACAGGAGCAGCCAUCAGGAGAGUGCACUGGGGGCACCAACAGACACCACGACCCAAAGCAAUGUGACUCAAGACAUCGUGACCCAAGAGACUGUGAUUCAAACGAACGUUACUCAAGGCAAUGUGACUCAAGGCAACGAGACUCAAGACAAUGUGACUCAAGGCAGUGUGACUCAAGACAAUGUGACUCAAGGCAAUGUGACUCAAAGCGACGCGAAUGAGCAGAAAGAGUUGGUGACUGCAGCAGCUCAGACGCCCAGCGCUGAGCGUCGUGCGCCGGGCCCCUCAGCGCCAUCACGAGGUGUGCCCCCCUGUCCCCCUGUCCCCCUGCCCCCCUGGCCCCCUGUCCCCUUGCCCCUCUGUCCCCCUGUCCCCCUGGCCCCCUGGCCCCCUGGCCCCGUCUCUCCCUCCCCCCCUGCCCCUCUGCCCCCCGCGCCUCUGUCUUGUGGCACCCUCUCCCCCACCUUGGCUGGUGCGGCCGGAAUGAAAAGGCAGCUCUGCCGUACCCCAACCCAACCUCCGCCUCUCCCCCAUCACCCUCACAUCUCCCCAUCCCACCACUGCCCCUCCUCGCCCCCCCACCCACCCCCAACCCCAUCCCCAGCGCUGCACCCUGCGUGCGACCUGUCACAGGGCACGUGGGUACCGACCACGCGCCCCCCACUCUACUCAGGGGCCAACUGCACGUGGCUCAGCCCGCAGUGGGCGUGCCGCAGGGCCCAAGACCGCCCUUCCUUCCACCACGAGGCGCUGCAGUGGCGCCCCACACACUGCGACGUGCCGCCCUUUGACCCGCUUGACUUCCUCCACCGCCUGCGCCACCGCGCCCUCGCCUUGGUGGGGGACUCUCUCGCGCAGCAGCAGUUCCAGUCGCUGCUCUGCCUGCUCGCCUCUGCUGCGCCAGGGGGCACGGAGGACGUGGCGGGCGAGUGGGGGUUUGUGAACCUGGCGGUGAGGAGCAAGUACAAGCGCAUGCGCCCCACCGGCUAUGGCGUGCGCUUCCCCGCCACCAACACCACCAUCCUCUUCUCCUGGUCCUCCUCCCUCUGCAAGAUAGCGUACUACAACGAGAGUGACAAGCUGGAGGGCGGGGCGGCCAUGCACGUGGACCAACCCGACGAUUUCCUGCAGACGCACCUGGGGCGGCUGGACGUGGUCGUCAUGAACAGUGCUCACCACUGGAGCAGGGGCAAGGUGCGCGAGAGCAAGUGGGACGUGCACAUAGCAGGGCAGCCCGUGAACAUCGACGACCCUCAGCUGCACCUCGACGUGCAUGUCAAUGCCCCGCCGCUGCCACACGCACACCACACAGACGAUAGCAGCAGCAGCAGCAACAACAACAACAGCAGCAGCAGUGAGGGCGAGAGCAGUGAGGCGACGACUGGCGGCAGCAGGGUGCUUAUAGAGGGCAACGCUGACAUCAUGCACGCCCUGCAGCGCAUCGCCCUGCGCUCCUCCAUGGCCUGGCUGCACCGCCACGUCACUGCCAUGGGGGGGGAAGAGGGCGAGGGUGCUACAGGGCAGGCACAGGAGACACAAGGGGGCGAGGGAGGAGAAGGGGGACUCGUCAGUGGGGAGGGUGGGGCAGGUGCAGCAGCACGGGGUGGUGGCAGCAGCAGGGGGGCGCAGAGGAGAGGGAGGGCGCCGCUGCUGCUGCUGCGCACGGCGUCCCCGCGGCACUUCUUUGACGGCGAGUGGAACACCCCUGGCCACUGCGACCACAAGCGCGACCCCCUGUCCCUGGUGGCCGUGCUGCCCCUCAACUCAUCACGCGACCCGGCAGCAGAGCAGGCGGUGGCGGGGCUGCCGUCCCUGCACCUGCUCAACACGUCGCACCUGUCAUCGUUCCGCCCCGAUGCACACCCGUCCCAGUGGGGGUACCUGCUGGACGGCGCCCACCAGGACUGCCUGCACUGGUGCCUGCCUGGCGUGCCCGACACCUGGAACCAACUCGUGUACGCCCACAUGCUGCUCCGGGACAUGCACGAGGGGGGAGAAGGGGGCGAUGCGAGCAAGAUGGAGGUUGGGGGGAAGAGAGGGGUGGAGGGAGGAGUGGGAGGGGGUGAGGAAAAGGGAGAUGAGAGGGCAAAGAAGGAGCCAAGAAGUAGAUAG
Closterium sp. Naga37s-1 is the source of this 3198-nucleotide messenger RNA. NCBI's taxonomy places the organism in Eukaryota, Viridiplantae, Streptophyta, Zygnematophyceae, Desmidiales, Closteriaceae. The record is from the annotation of a GenBank genome assembly.